Molecule: messenger RNA, 258 nt
Organism: Perkinsus marinus ATCC 50983
Lineage: Eukaryota; Perkinsozoa; Perkinsida; Perkinsidae
Exons: 3
Coding region: 1-258 (85 amino acids)
Source: RefSeq, a predicted model, not a curated record
AUGAAUAACAAUAAUUGUCUCCUGCCUUAUUUGUUUGGUAGAUACUUUUCGGAAAUAGAUUUGAGCCGACUGUUCGAGUACAGUGAUCCUACUGAUUUGACGUCCAAGGACACGCUUAGGGACACAUCAGACACUGACUCGAGGAGAUGGAUGCUCGAGAAGCUAGAGGAAGAUCUCGGUGGCAUUGAUUCGUUCAUGGAGCAGUGUUGUGGAAUGACAAUUGAUUUCACUGAUUAUGGCCAGCUUUACAAGAAGUAA